Molecule: messenger RNA, 700 nt
Organism: Ctenocephalides felis (cat flea)
Lineage: Eukaryota; Metazoa; Arthropoda; Insecta; Siphonaptera; Pulicidae
Gene: mago
Product: protein mago nashi
Exons: 1
Coding region: 168-611 (147 amino acids)
Biological process (GO): RNA splicing
Cellular component (GO): catalytic step 2 spliceosome; exon-exon junction complex; nucleus
Source: RefSeq, a predicted model, not a curated record
UACGCAUUUCGACCUGACUGAGUCAUCCCCUCUAUUACACGCAUAGUCCCUAUGGCGGUGUAAUAUUUAUCCAUUUUAUAAAACAUUCAUUUAUACCAUCGUCAUUUAUUUGUUACUGGAUCUGUGAAAUAAUAAGUGGCUAGAGCGCAUUAAUAGUAGGCAAUAAGAUGUCGUCGACCGACUUUUAUAUCCGUUAUUACAUCGGACACAAAGGAAAAUUCGGCCACGAAUUUCUUGAAUUUGAGUUUAGACCGGACGGAAAACUGCGUUAUGCGAACAAUUCCAAUUACAAAAAUGAUACAAUGAUUCGAAAAGAAGCUUAUGUCAGGAACUGCGUGAUGGAAGAGCUGAAAAGAAUAAUACAUGAUUCUGAAAUAAUGCAGGAAGACGAUUCUCAAUGGCCUCAACCUGAUCGUGUAGGAAGACAAGAACUUGAAAUUGUCAUUGGUGAUGAACACAUAUCCUUCACUACUUCUAAGACUGGAUCAUUAGUAGAUGUUAAUCAAUCAAGAGAUCCAGAAGGACUAAGAUGCUUUUAUUAUUUAGUACAAGAUUUGAAAUGUUUAGUAUUUUCAUUAAUUGGUCUUCAUUUUAAAAUCAAACCAAUAUAAUUUAUUAACUAAGAAUAAAACAAUAUUUACUGUAAACAAUUGGAUAAGAAUAAAUUGUAUUGAAUAAAGUAUUUCAUUAAACUUAUUUU